CUAAGUACAGUAGCAGCUGUUUUCAGAUCUAUUUUACCGCCAAGCAGGAAUGCAGGCCCACUGUCGGAUCAUUAUUUAUUCCGAGGCCGGAUUUCUGGCUUUCUUGCGAGAUCUCCUGAUUUUUAAGUAUUUCCAGUCAAAACAAGACUGCCUUCAAAUGCAGCCCACCAGCAGCGGAUUUGCAAACUCUAGCGUAAACACAAGUGGGAGGCUGAUGAGGCGGGUAAUACCUUAGUUAGACAAAGACAGCCGAGAAACAAGGAAUUUUUACGUAAGGCGAGAAUGAGGUUCUCCGCCGUAGGGUUUGGGCUUGAGGGCCGGGACUCCCGGAAAGACGCUGGAAAUAAAUGCUGGGUGGCGUCAAAGCAGAGCAGGGCCAGGCGGCGGGAGGGCGCGCUGCCGUCCCAGUUGUGGCUGGCCACUCCACCCAGCGCUGUUGGGGGUUUCUCAAGCAGCGUCCACACAAUGGUGUAGGGCGGUAGGGGCUGGCCGGGAUGAAGGGGACAACUGGCUGCGCAUCCCCUCACCAGCUCCUUUAGAGCCAAGUGGGCCGCAGGAAAUAACCCAACCCUUUCCCCGCUUCCAGAAGACCCUCCUCCUCCCAGGCAAAGCUUCCCGCUCGGCGAUCUACUUCUUUCCCUACUCAGGCCCCUCCCCGCUUCCCCAGUCCUACGACUUCCGUUUGCCUGGUCUUUUGGGAAACAGCCGACUUCCGGCCUCGCAGCGGUGGGCGGAGCUAAGAUGGCUGAGCAGAGACUCGCGACGAGAACUCAGUUUCCUGCAUCUGCUGAAUCUCUAAAACCCCGGCUGAAAAAAGAGUUUCCUAUUUUGGAGAAGCAGAACUGGUUGAUACAUCUCCACUAUAUCCGGAAGGAUUAUGAAGCAUGCAAGGAUGUUAUCAAAGAACAGCUUCAGGAGACUCAGGGGUUAUGUGAAUAUGCUAUCUAUGUCCAAGCAUUGAUAUUUCGCCUGGAAGGAAAUAUCCAAGAAUCCCUAGAACUCUUUCAGACGUGUGCUGUUCUCAGCCCUCAGUCUGCUGAUAACCUCAAGCAGGUGGCCAGAUCUUUAUUUCUUUUGGGAAAACAUAAAGCUGCCACUGAAGUAUAUAAUGAAGCAGCUAAACUUAACCAGAAAGAUUGGGAGAUCUGUCAUAACCUAGGAGUUUGCUACAUUUACCUGAAACAGUUGGACAAGGCACAAGACCAGUUGCACAAUGCCCUACAUCUUAACAGGCAUGAUCUGACUUACAUAAUGCUGGGCAAGAUCCACUUGCUGGAGGGAGACUUGGACAAGGCCAUCGAAAUCUACAAGAAAGCAGUGGAGUUCUCACCAGAAAAUACAGAACUUCUCACAACUUUAGGAUUACUCUACCUCCAGCUCGGCAUUUACCAGAAGGCAUUUGAACAUCUUGGAAAUGCACUGACUUACGACCCCACCAACUACAAGGCCAUCUUGGCAGCAGGCAGCAUGAUGCAGACCCAUGGGGACUUUGAUGUUGCCCUCACCAAAUACAGAGUUGUAGCCUGUGCUGUUCCAGAAAGUCCUCCACUCUGGAAUAACAUUGGAAUGUGUUUCUUUGGCAAGAAGAAAUACGUGGCAGCUAUCAGCUGCCUGAAACGAGCCAACUACUUGGCACCCUUCGAUUGGAAGAUUCUGUAUAAUUUGGGCCUUGUCCACUUGACUAUGCAGCAGUAUGCAUCAGCCUUCCAUUUUCUCAGUGCAGCCAUCAACUUCCAGCCAAAGAUGGGGGAGCUCUACAUGCUCUUGGCUGUGGCUCUGACCAAUCUGGAAGAUACAGAGAACGCCAGGAGAGCCUACGCAGAAGCAGUCCGCCUGGAUAAGUGUAACCCUUUGGUAAACCUGAACUAUGCUGUGCUGCUGUACAACCAGGGAGAGGAGAGGGGCGCCCUGGCCCAGUACCGGGAGAUGGAGAAGAAAGUCAACCUACUCAAGGACAGUAGCUCUCUGGAAUUUGACCCAGAGAUGGUGGAGAUGGCCCAGAAGUUGGGAGCUGCUCUCCAGGUCGGGGAGGCACUGGUCUGGACUAAACCAGUUAAAGAUCCCAAAUCAAAGCAGCGGACCACUUCAACCAGUAAAGCCGCCAGUUUCCAGCAGCCUCUGGGUUCUAAUCAAGCUCUAGGACAGGCAAUGUCUUCAGCAGCCGCACAUAGGAAGCUCCCCUCAGGUGCCGGAGGAACAUCCCAGCUCACAAAGCCACCAUCUCUUCCUCUGGAGCCAGAGCCCACUGUGGAAGCACAACCAACUGAAGCAUCAGCACAAAUAACAGAAAAAUAGGUGUAGGAUGAACCCAGAGUUGGGGUUU
Molecule: messenger RNA, 2323 nt
Organism: Balaenoptera acutorostrata (minke whale)
Lineage: Eukaryota; Metazoa; Chordata; Mammalia; Artiodactyla; Balaenopteridae
Gene: BBS4
Product: Bardet-Biedl syndrome 4
Exons: 16
Coding region: 742-2295 (517 amino acids)
Biological process (GO): cilium assembly; protein localization to cilium
Cellular component (GO): ciliary basal body
Molecular function (GO): protein binding
Source: RefSeq, a predicted model, not a curated record